CGUAAUUCGAUAAUUAUGUACUAUCCCACGGUCAAGUGUCUCGUUACAUAGAAAGCUAAUAUAAAACAGAGCUGUAUCUGAAAGAAGUCAGUCAGUGUUUAGAUUCUGUAAAAUAUUAUUCAGAAUGUCUCGACUUGGGAUGUUCGCUUGCCUGUUGAUGCUGGUAGCAUUAGCCAUCUGCGCAGAGGUGCCAGCCAACAUGAAGGGCCCCGAGCCGCCCAAGGAAGGAGGUCAAAAACUGGAUGUACCCCGUCGUGACGCUCAGGUUCCCUCUCGUCCAGAACUACCCCGUUCUGAUGCCCCUCGCCCAGAAGGCAGGACCGGGACCGACCUUCCAAAAGGUGAUAAUCCCAAACCUGAUGCUAAGGGAACUCCAGAAGCGAAGAGUUAAAGCGUUCACCUGAACCCUGUAGUUAAUAGAUAGACCAAAGCACGCCAAUGAUUAUUAAGUAUUAUUAUUUUUUAUUACUAUGUAUUUCAUACAUUAGUUGAGCAUUAAAAAAAUCAGCUGCAGCUGCGAAA
Helicoverpa zea (corn earworm) is the source of this 522-nucleotide messenger RNA. RefSeq lists its product as uncharacterized. The transcript is spliced from 2 exons. The record is from RefSeq and is a predicted model, not a curated record. The coding region runs from base 125 to 391 and encodes 88 amino acids. Lineage: Eukaryota; Metazoa; Arthropoda; Insecta; Lepidoptera; Noctuidae.